AUGAGCACCGGAAAACAAGAAAGUAAACCAAGACCAACCUCUCUUCCAAUAUUAGGGCCCCCCCAAUACACAGAGAUUGACCCCGAGGGAAAUGCAAUAAGUAGAACUUUUACAAUAGCUUCACCGGGUUCACCUACACCACGUAGAUUUUAUAAGAAACCUUCGAAACCACGAGACUUUGCCACUAGCGCAAAGAAAAGACAGAGCGUUUUGGCUUUGGGAAGCAUAACCCACUUGCAGCAUUUCUAUGCAAAAAAAGGAAUUAUCAUACAACCAAAGAAACUAAAGCAACACGCAGAGAAUAUUUUACAAAUAAACGUAACAGAUUUACUGCAAGUGACCGAAGAACCCGAAGACUUUCCUCCGACCCCUCUGCCUCCAUCGCCACCUCCGCUUCCAGCAUUCUUAACCACCAAACUCGAUGUCGAAACAGAUCCCGAAGUGCUCCUUGCCCAAUGCCACAUUGACAUCCACGAAAUGCUUAACGCAUGGCAUAUAGUCACUGGCGAUGCGCAGGAAGACGAGGAAUCGGUGCUUGUUGACAUUCUCGCCGUCAUGGAGACUACAACAAAGGCCAUCCAAUCUGUCAAGAACUAUUCGAUGCAUAAAGAAGACCUAUCACCUGAAUCACUGAGUAAGAUCAGAGCAGCUACUUUGGAUGUGUUAGAUAUGCUCGAUAAAAUAGAGAAAACUUAUCGGGAAGAAGAUGACAGCAGUUCGGAAGACGGGCAUAUCUAUAAAGAGUCAUAUUAUAGAUCACUGGAUACAGAACGGCAAACUUUGAGAAAAUAUUUAAAGGUGGUGGAAGAAUACUUGUUGUUCAAUCAUGAUGAGGAAACGGCGUAUGCUGAAGGUGGACUAGCGAAUGAGGAGAAGAGAGACAGCGGUAUUGCUACUUUGACUCCGCCUGCGUCGCCUGGAUAUCAGUCUUGGGAUUGGGUCAAUCCAGAAUUGUUUAAAGAUGAGAGCGUUGGUCGAUAUCAUUCUUUCCUCGAAGCACAUCGCCCAUCCAAAUCCAAGCACCUGCCGAAUUAUACUCCACUUCCUGAUCCUCGCACUGACAAGACUGAGUUUUUGGCCGCUUUAUCAGAUGGCAAAUUACUUUGUAACAUUUACAACACUGUUGUACGAAGAUCGAAAAGACCAUUUGGAUUCAUCGAAAAGAUUCAUGACGAUACCUCACGAACUUAUCGUGCUUCCGAGAAUUUAAAGUUUUUUGCCGCCGCUUGUAAAUUUCGAUUUGAUAUAAAAUUUGAAGCAUUUGAUACGUUAGCAAUCGUCAAGAUGACAGAUAUUGGACGAGUUCAUCUUGAGGAAGCAAUCAAAGCAUUCUGUGAGAAAGCAAUGGAUGAACUCAUAACUACUGGCGCCUACAAAUCUUCACCAUUGUCACGUGUAUCAUCAAUAUAUUUACUAGACUCGGCGUCAUCAUCGCGCACUAGCUUGUCUCUCAAUCAAUUCAAUCUUGGUCCCAAUGAAAACGAGCUAACAAAUGCGUUUGCAUCUUCGAUGCAUAUCAGGGACGAAUCGACGAAGUAA
Molecule: messenger RNA, 1539 nt
Organism: Paraglomus occultum
Lineage: Eukaryota; Fungi; Glomeromycota; Glomeromycetes; Paraglomerales; Paraglomeraceae
Source: the annotation of a GenBank genome assembly